AUGGUUGGCCAUAAACCACUGUACCAUGACUUGAACAUAAAAUCUACAGAGGCAACUACAACAACUUCAAGCACAACAGCUUCAAGCACCACAUCAGUUCCCACAUCAACGACAAUAGAAACAACUACAGGCAGCACAAGUGGAUCUACAACAGAACCUACCACCACCUUCACGACCACACCACUUACAACCACUGAAACUACUGUACCAUCCUCAAGUACAGAGCCAACUCCAAUAGCAUCCAAUGCGACAUCAGUUCCCACGACAACAACAAUAGAAACAACUACAGGCAGCACCAGUGCAACUACAACAGAAGCUACCACCACCUUCACGACCACACCACUUACAAACACUGAUAUAGUGGAACCCCCGAUAGUACCAGUUACGGUAAAACCAAAUGAAAAAGAUCGGAUGAAACUAUUUAACGUCACCUUCAAUGUGUUCAAACUGCCAUUCACACCAAAGGUUGAAUCUUUGAAGAAAAACAACAAAGUGCUAGAUCCAGCAAGUGAUGGCAAUACUACAGUGGAGGCAAUCUGUGUCUUCAAAAUCCUUAUUUCAAGCCAACGAGUUGAUGAAGUUCAGAUUUACCAUGCAUUUCAGAACGACACAGAAGACAUCACCACUUUGGGGUCAUAUUCAUUAGAUAACAACAGCCUAUUUGUGAAUGGUUACCAUGAACCAAGACCUACAGCCACGAUAUUACCAAUACAGACCACAACUCCAAAUAUGCAAACAAAUCCCCUUGAUUUUAACGUGACCUUCGUUGUAACAAACUUGACCUCAGCAGCAGAUUUACAAGAUCCCAAUUCAGCAUUGUUCAACUCUACAGCAAGUGUUAUUGUUUUGCAGCUGAACCAACUGUUUCGCAGCAGUAAUGUUAACAAAACCUUCUUCAGCUGCAAAGUUCUUUCAUUCAGCACCGCAGCCACACAAGGCACCAGAGUUCAUGCAAACUGCACCUUCACAAUUGACUCUGAUCCCCAGGAUGUUAACAGGGUUAGAUUGUACCGUGUGUUCAGAGACCUGUCUAAUAACAUCACCACUCUAGGACCAUAUUCUCUGGAUAGUAACAGCCUCUACGUGAACGGUUACAAUGAACCAUCACCUACAACCACGAUAUCACCAAUACAGACCACAACUCCAAAUAUGCAAACAAAUCCUUUUGAUUUUAACGUGACCUUCGUUGUAACAAACUUGACCUCAGCAGCAGAUUUACAAGAUCCCAAUUCAGCAUUGUUCAACUCUACAGCAAGUGUUAUUGUUUUGCAGCUGAACCAACUGUUUCGCAGCAGUAAUGUUAACAAAACCUUCUUCAGCUGCAAAGUUCUUUCAUUCAGCACCGCAGCCACACAAGGCACCAGAGUUCAUGCAAACUGCACCUUCACAAUUGACUCUGAUCCCCAGGAUGUUAACAGGGUUAGAUUGUACCGUGUGUUCAGAGACCUGUCUAAUAACAUCACCACUCUAGGACCAUAUUCUCUGGAUAGUAACAGCCUCUACGUGAACGGUUACAAUGAACCAUCACCUACAACCACGAUAUCACCAAUACAGACCACAACUCCAAAUAUGCAAACAAAUCCUUUUGAUUUUAACGUGACCUUCGUUGUAACAAACUUGACCUCAGCAGCAGAUUUACAAGAUCCCAAUUCAGCAUUGUUCAACUCUACAGCAAGUGUUAUUGUUUUGCAGCUGAACCAACUGUUUCGCAGCAGUAAUGUUAACAAAACCUUCUUCAGCUGCAAAGUUCUUUCAUUCAGCACCGCAGCCACACAAGGCACCAGAGUUCAUGCAAACUGCACCUUCACAAUUGACUCUGAUCCCCAGGAUGUUAACAGGGUUAGAUUGUACCGUGUGUUCAGAGACCUGUCUAAUAACAUCACCACUCUAGGACCAUAUUCUCUGGAUAGUAACAGCCUCUACGUGAACGGUUACAAUGAACCAUCACCUACAACCACGAUAUCACCAAUACAGACCACAACUCCAAAUAUGCAAACAAAUCCUUUUGAUUUUAACGUGACCUUCGUUGUAACAAACUUGACCUCAGCAGCAGAUUUACAAGAUCCCAAUUCAGCAUUGUUCAACUCUACAGCAAGUGUUAUUGUUUUGCAGCUGAACCAACUGUUUCGCAGCAGUAAUGUUAACAAAACCUUCUUCAGCUGCAAAGUUCUUUCAUUCAGCACCGCAGCCACACAAGGCACCAGAGUUCAUGCAAACUGCACCUUCACAAUUGACUCUGAUCCCCAGGAUGUUAACAGGGUUAGAUUGUACCGUGUGUUCAGAGACCUGUCUAAUAACAUCACCACUCUAGGACCAUAUUCUCUGGACAGUAACAGCCUCUACGUGAACGGUUACAAUGAACCAUCACCUACAACCACGAUAUCACCAAUACAGACCACAACUCCAAAUAUGCAAACAAAUCCUUUUGAUUUUAACGUGACCUUCGUUGUAACAAACUUGACCUCAGCAGCAGAUUUACAAGAUCCCAAUUCAGCAUUGUUCAACUCUACAGCAAGUGUUAUUGUUUUGCAGCUGAACCAACUGUUUCGCAGCAGUAAUGUUAACAAAACCUUCUUCAGCUGCAAAGUUCUUUCAUUCAGCACCGCAGCCACACAAGGCACCAGAGUUCAUGCAAACUGCACCUUCACAAUUGACUCUGAUCCCCAGGAUGUUAACAGGGUUAGAUUGUACCGUGUGUUCAGAGACCUGUCUAAUAACAUCACCACUCUAGGACCAUAUUCUCUGGACAGUAACAGCCUCUACGUGAACGGUUACAAUGAACCAUCACCUACAACCACGAUAUCACCAAUACAGACCACAACUCCAAAUAUGCAAACAAAUCCUUUUGAUUUUAACGUGACCUUCGUUGUAACAAACUUGACCUCAGCAGCAGAUUUACAAGAUCCCAAUUCAGCAUUGUUCAACUCUACAGCAAGUGUUAUUGUUUUGCAGCUGAACCAACUGUUUCGCAGCAGUAAUGUUAACAAAACCUUCUUCAGCUGCAAAGUUCUUUCAUUCAGCACCGCAGCCACACAAGGCACCAGAGUUCAUGCAAACUGCACCUUCACAAUUGACUCUGAUCCCCAGGAUGUUAACAGGGUUAGAUUGUACCGUGUGUUCAGAGACCUGUCUAAUAACAUCACCACUCUAGGACCAUAUUCUCUGGACAGUAACAGCCUCUACGUGAACGGUUACAAUGAACCAUCACCUACAACCACGAUAUCACCAAUACAGACCACAACUCCAAAUAUGCAAACAAAUCCUUUUGAUUUUAACGUGACCUUCGUUGUAACAAACUUGACCUCAGCAGCAGAUUUACAAGAUCCCAAUUCAGCAUUGUUCAACUCUACAGCAAGUGUUAUUGUUUUGCAGCUGAACCAACUGUUUCGCAGCAGUAAUGUUAACAAAACCUUCUUCAGCUGCAAAGUUCUUUCAUUCAGCACCGCAGCCACACAAGGCACCAGAGUUCAUGCAAACUGCACCUUCACAAUUGACUCUGAUCCCCAGGAUGUUAACAGGGUUAGAUUGUACCGUGUGUUCAGAGACCUGUCUAAUAACAUCACCACUCUAGGACCAUAUUCUCUGGACAGUAACAGCCUCUACGUGAACGGUUACAAUGAACCAUCACCUACAACCACGAUAUCACCAAUACAGACCACAACUCCAAAUAUGCAAACAAAUCCUUUUGAUUUUAACGUGACCUUCGUUGUAACAAACUUGACCUCAGCAGCAGAUUUACAAGAUCCCAAUUCAGCAUUGUUCAACUCUACAGCAAGUGUUAUUGUUUUGCAGCUGAACCAACUGUUUCGCAGCAGUAAUGUUAACAAAACCUUCUUCAGCUGCAAAGUUCUUUCAUUCAGCACCGCAGCCACACAAGGCACCAGAGUUCAUGCAAACUGCACCUUCACAAUUGACUCUGAUCCCCAGGAUGUUAACAGGGUUAGAUUGUACCGUGUGUUCAGAGACCUGUCUAAUAACAUCACCACUCUAGGACCAUAUUCUCUGGACAGUAACAGCCUCUACGUGAACGGUUACAAUGAACCAUCACCUACAACCACGAUAUCACCAAUACAGACCACAACUCCAAAUAUGCAAACAAAUCCUUUUGAUUUUAACGUGACCUUCGUUGUAACAAACUUGACCUCAGCAGCAGAUUUACAAGAUCCCAAUUCAGCAUUGUUCAACUCUACAGCAAGUGUUAUUGUUUUGCAGCUGAACCAACUGUUUCGCAGCAGUAAUGUUAACAAAACCUUCUUCAGCUGCAAAGUUCUUUCAUUCAGCACCGCAGCCACACAAGGCACCAGAGUUCAUGCAAACUGCACCUUCACAAUUGACUCUGAUCCCCAGGAUGUUAACAGGGUUAGAUUGUACCGUGUGUUCAGAGACCUGUCUAAUAACAUCACCACUCUAGGACCAUAUUCUCUGGACAGUAACAGCCUCUACGUGAACGGUUACAAUGAACCAUCACCUACAACCACGAUAUCACCAAUACAGACCACAACUCCAAAUAUGCAAACAAAUCCUUUUGAUUUUAACGUGACCUUCGUUGUAACAAACUUGACCUCAGCAGCAGAUUUACAAGAUCCCAAUUCAGCAUUGUUCAACUCUACAGCAAGUGUUAUUGUUUUGCAGCGAUAUCACCAAUACAGACCACAACUCCAAAUAUGCAAACAAAAUCCUUUUGAUUUUAACGUGACCUUCGUUGUAACAAACUUGACCUCAGCAGCAGAUUUACAAGAUCCCAAUUCAGCAUUGUUCAACUCUACAGCAAGUGUUAUUGUUUUGCAGCUGAACCAACUGUUUCGCAGCAGUAAUGUUAACAAAACCUUCUUCAGCUGCAAAGUUCUUUCAUUCAGCACCGCAGCCACACAAGGCACCAGAGUUCAUGCAAACUGCACCUUCACAAUUGACUCUGAUCCCCAGGAUGUUAACAGGGUUAGAUUGUACCGUGUGUUCAGAGACCUGUCUAAUAACAUCACCACUCUAGGACCAUAUUCUCUGGACAGUAACAGCCUCUACGUGAACGGUUACAAUGAACCAUCACCUACAACCACGAUAUCACCAAUACAGACCACAACUCCAAAUAUGCAAACAAAUCCUUUUGAUUUUAACGUGACCUUCGUUGUAACAAACUUGACCUCAGCAGCAGAUUUACAAGAUCCCAAUUCAGCAUUGUUCAACUCUACAGCAAGUGUUAUUGUUUUGCAGCUGAACCAACUGUUUCGCAGCAGUAAUGUUAACAAAACCUUCUUCAGCUGCAAAGUUCUUUCAUUCAGCACCGCAGCCACACAAGGCACCAGAGUUCAUGCAAACUGCACCUUCACAAUUGACUCUGAUCCCCAGGAUGUUAACAGGGUUAGAUUGUACCGUGUGUUCAGAGACCUGUCUAAUAACAUCACCACUCUAGGACCAUAUUCUCUGGAUAGUAACAGCCUCUACGUGAACGGUUACAAUGAACCAUCACCUACAACCACGAUAUCACCAAUACAGACCACAACUCCAAAUAUGCAAACAAAUCCUUUUGAUUUUAACGUGACCUUCGUUGUAACAAACUUGACCUCAGCAGCAGAUUUACAAGAUCCCAAUUCAGCAUUGUUCAACUCUACAGCAAGUGUUAUUGUUUUGCAGCUGAACCAACUGUUUCGCAGCAGUAAUGUUAACAAAACCUUCUUCAGCUGCAAAGUUCUUUCAUUCAGCACCGCAGCCACACAAGGCACCAGAGUUCAUGCAAACUGCACCUUCACAAUUGACUCUGAUCCCCAGGAUGUUAACAGGGUUAGAUUGUACCGUGUGUUCAGAGACCUGUCUAAUAACAUCACCACUCUAGGACCAUAUUCUCUGGACAGUAACAGCCUCUACGUGAACGGUUACAAUGAACCAUCACCUACAACCACGAUAUCACCAAUACAGACCACAACUCCAAAUAUGCAAACAAAUCCUUUUGAUUUUAACGUGACCUUCGUUGUAACAAACUUGACCUCAGCAGCAGAUUUACAAGAUCCCAAUUCAGCAUUGUUCAACUCUACAGCAAGUGUUAUUGUUUUGCAGCUGAACCAACUGUUUCGCAGCAGUAAUGUUAACAAAACCUUCUUCAGCUGCAAAGUUCUUUCAUUCAGCACCGCAGCCACACAAGGCACCAGAGUUCAUGCAAACUGCACCUUCACAAUUGACUCUGAUCCCCAGGAUGUUAACAGGGUUAGAUUGUACCGUGUGUUCAGAGACCUGUCUAAUAACAUCACCACUCUAGGACCAUAUUCUCUGGAUAGUAACAGCCUCUACGUGAACGGUUACAAUGAACCAUCACCUACAACCACGAUAUCACCAAUACAGACCACAACUCCAAAUAUGCAAACAAAUCCUUUUGAUUUUAACGUGACCUUCGUUGUAACAAACUUGACCUCAGCAGCAGAUUUACAAGAUCCCAAUUCAGCAUUGUUCAACUCUACAGCAAGUGUUAUUGUUUUGCAGCUGAACCAACUGUUUCGCAGCAGUAAUGUUAACAAAACCUUCUUCAGCUGCAAAGUUCUUUCAUUCAGCACCGCAGCCACACAAGGCACCAGAGUCCAUGCAAACUGCACCUUCACAAUUGACUCUGAUCCCCAGGAUGUUAACAGGGUUAGAUUGUACCGUGUGUUCAGAGACCUGUCUAAUAACAUCACCACUCUAGGACCAUAUUCUCUGGAUAGUAACAGCCUCUACGUGAACGGUUACAAUGAACCAUCACCUACAACCACGAUAUCACCAAUACAGACCACAACUCCAAAUAUGCAAACAAAUCCUUUUGAUUUUAACGUGACCUUCGUUGUAACAAACUUGACCUCAGCAGCAGAUUUACAAGAUCCCAAUUCAGCAUUGUUCAACUCUACAGCAAGUGUUAUUGUUUUGCAGCUGAACCAACUGUUUCGCAGCAGUAAUGUUAACAAAACCUUCUUCAGCUGCAAAGUUCUUUCAUUCAGCACCGCAGCCACACAAGGCACCAGAGUUCAUGCAAACUGCACCUUCACAAUUGACUCUGAUCCCCAGGAUGUUAACAGGGUUAGAUUGUACCGUGUGUUCAGAGACCUGUCUAAUAACAUCACCACUCUAGGACCAUAUUCUCUGGAUAGUAACAGCCUCUACGUGAACGGUUACAAUGAACCAUCACCUACAACCACGAUAUCACCAAUACAGACCACAACUCCAAAUAUGCAAACAAAUCCUUUUGAUUUUAACGUGACCUUCGUUGUAACAAACUUGACCUCAGCAGCAGAUUUACAAGAUCCCAAUUCAGCAUUGUUCAACUCUACAGCAAGUGUUAUUGUUUUGCAGCUGAACCAACUGUUUCGCAGCAGUAAUGUUAACAAAACCUUCUUCAGCUGCAAAGUUCUUUCAUUCAGCACCGCAGCCACACAAGGCACCAGAGUCCAUGCAAACUGCACCUUCACAAUUGACUCUGAUCCCCAGGAUGUUAACAGGGUUAGAUUGUACCGUGUGUUCAGAGACCUGUCUAAUAACAUCACCACUCUAGGACCAUAUUCUCUGGAUAGUAACAGCCUCUACGUGAACGGUUACAAUGAACCAUCACCUACAACCACGAUAUCACCAAUACAGACCACAACUCCAAAUAUGCAAACAAAUCCUUUUGAUUUUAACGUGACCUUCGUUGUAACAAACUUGACCUCAGCAGCAGAUUUACAAGAUCCCAAUUCAGCAUUGUUCAACUCUACAGCAAGUGUUAUUGUUUUGCAGCUGAACCAACUGUUUCGCAGCAGUAAUGUUAACAAAACCUUCUUCAGCUGCAAAGUUCUUUCAUUCAGCACCGCAGCCACACAAGGCACCAGAGUUCAUGCAAACUGCACCUUCACAAUUGACUCUGAUCCCCAGGAUGUUAACAGGGUUAGAUUGUACCGUGUGUUCAGAGACCUGUCUAAUAACAUCACCACUCUAGGACCAUAUUCUCUGGACAGUAACAGCCUCUACGUGAACGGUUACAAUGAACCAUCACCUACAACCACGAUAUCACCAAUACAGACCACAACUCCAAAUAUGCAAACAAAUCCCCUUGAUUUUAACGUGACCUUCGUUGUAACAAACUUGACCUCAGCAGCAGAUUUACAAGAUCCCAAUUCAGCAUUGUUCAACUCUACAGCAAGUGUUAUUGUUUUGCAGCUGAACCAACUGUUUCGCAACAGUAAUGUCAACAAAACCUUCUCUAGCUGCAGAGUUCUCUCAUUCAGCCCCUCAGCUGCACAAGGCACAAGAGUGCAUGCAAACUGCACCUUCACAAGUGAUUCUGAUCCCCUGGAUGUUAAUAGAGUUAGAUUGUACCGUGUGUUCAGAGACCUGUCUAAUGACAUCACCGCUUUAGGACCAUAUUCAUUGGACAGCAACAGCCUCUAUGUGAACGGUUACCACGAAUCACCUGUAACCUUGGAACCACCCAUAGUACCAGUUACGGUUAAACCAGUUGAUGAAAUGAAGAGAAAACUAUUUAACGUCACCUUCAAUGUGCUCACAUUGCCAUUCACACCAAGUCUACAAAAUAUCAGUUCCCCAGCCUAUGUCAGUGAAUCUGCAGUCAUUAUUGAUCAGCUGAAUAGUCUGUUUGCCAAUAGCAGGAUAAACCCAACAUUCUCAAGAUGUCAGUCUGUAACUUUCCGACCUACAAGUGACGGUAAUACUACAGUGGAGGCAAUCUGUAUCUUCAAAAUCCUAACUUCAGGCCAAGUUGAUGAAGUUCAAGUUUACCAUGAAUUUCAGAACAAAACAGAAGACAUCACUACCUUGGGACCAUAUUCAUUGGACACCAACAGCCUGUUUGUGAAUGGUUACCAUGAGCCAGCAGCUUUAACCACAACACCGCCAAUGCAGACCACAACUCCAAAUUUGCAAACAAAUCUCGAAUUUAAUGUGACCUUCAUUGCAACUAACUUGGCUCCAGCAGCAGAGUUACAAGAUCCCAAUUCAGCAUUGUUCAAGUCUGCAGCAAGUAUUGUUACUUUACAGCUAAGCCAACUGUUUAGCAGCAGCAAGAUCAACAAAACCUUCUCCAGCUGCAGAGUUCUCUCAUUCAGCCCAGCAAACUCACAAAGUACCAGAGUGCAUGCUAACUGCACUUUCAGUAAUGACUCUGAUCCUCAGGAAGUUAACAGAGUUGGAGUGUAUCGUGUAUUCAGUGACAAGACAAAUGGCAUCACCUCCUUACAACCAUAUAUGUUGGACAGUAACAGCCUCUACGUGAAUGGUUACCAUGAGCCAGCAGCUUUAACCACAACACCGCCAAUGCAGACCACAACUCCAAAUUUGCAAACAAAUCUCGAAUUUAAUGUGACCUUCAUUGCAACUAACUUGGCUCCAGCAGCAGAGUUACAAGAUCCCAAUUCAGCAUUGUUCAAGUCUGCAGCAAGUAUUGUUACUUUACAGCUAAGCCAACUGUUUAGCAGCAGCAAGAUCAACAAAACCUUCUCCAGCUGCAGAGUUCUCUCAUUCAGCCCAGCAAACUCACAAAGUACCAGAGUGCAUGCUAACUGCACUUUCAGUAAUGACUCUGAUCCUCAGGAAGUUAACAGAGUUGGAGUGUAUCGUGUAUUCAGUGACAAGACAAAUGGCAUCACCUCCUUACAACCAUAUAUGUUGGACAGUAACAGCCUCUACGUGAAUGGUUACCAUGAGCCAGCAGCUUUAACCACAACACCGCCAAUGCAGACCACAACUCCAAAUUUGCAAACAAAUCUCGAAUUUAAUGUGACCUUCAUUGCAACUAACUUGGCUCCAGCAGCAGAGUUACAAGAUCCCAAUUCAGCAUUGUUCAAGUCUGCAGCAAGUAUUGUUACUUUACAGCUAAGCCAACUGUUUAGCAGCAGCAAGAUCAACAAAACCUUCUCCAGCUGCAGAGUUCUCUCAUUCAGCCCAGCAAACUUACAAAGUACCAGAGUGCAUGCUAACUGCACUUUCAGUAAUGACUCUGAUCCUCAGGAAGUUAACAGAGUUGGAGUGUAUCGUGUAUUCAGUGACAAGACAAAUGGCAUCACCUCCUUACAACCAUAUAUGUUGGACAGUAACAGCCUCUACGUGAAUGGUUACCAUGAAACCACACCUUCAACCACAACGCCUCCGAUACUGACAACGUCUCCAAAUCUGCAAACAAAUAACUUUGAUUUUAAUGUGACCUUCAUUGCAACUAACUUGGCCUCAACAGCUAGUUUACUAGAUCCUACCUCAGCAUUGUUCAAAUCUGCAGAAAGUAUUAUUAAUUUCCAGCUGAACCAACUGUUUAGCAGAAGUAAUAUCAAAAAAACCUUCUCCAGCUGCAGAGUUCUCUCAUUCAGCCCUGAAAAUAUACAGGACACCAGAGUGUUUGCAAACUGCACUUUCACAAAUGAAACAGAUCCUCUGGAGGUUAAUAGGGUUAGAGUGUACCGUGUGUUCAGAGACAACACGAAGGAUAUCACCGUCUUCGGAGUGUAUUUAUUGGAUCCCAAUAGCCUCUUCGUGAAUGAUUACAACGAAGCAACAUCAAUACCAUCAACCACAGUGCGACCAACUCCGGCAACUAAUCCCUUUGAGUUUAAUGUGACCUUUGUUAUAACUAACUUGGCAUCAACAGCAAAUUUACAAGAUCCCAAUUCUCCGUUAUACACAUCUGCAGUAAAGAUUGUUGAUUUCCAGCUGGACAACUUGUUUCGCAAGAGCAAUAUCAAAAAUUCAUUCUCAAGCUGUAAAGUUAUUUCUCUCGGUAUUGCAAAUAUACAGGACACCAGAGUGCAUGCAAACUGCACUUUCAGAAAUGACUCUGAUCCUCAGCAAGUUAACCGGGUUACUGUGUACCACGUGUUCAGAAACAGCACAAAGGAAAUCACCAUGUUUGGAGUGUAUAGACUCGACAGGAACAGCCUCUAUGUGAAUGAUUUCCACAUAGAAUCAUCAUCAAUACCAUCAACCACACUGCCUCCUCCUAAGGCGUCAAAUCCCUUUGAUUUUAAUGUGACCUUUGUUAUAACUAACUUGGCAUCAACAGCAAAUUUACAAGAUUCCAAUUCACCAUUGCACAAAUCUGCAGCAAGUAUUAUUGUUUUCCAGCUGGAAGAAUUGUUUCGCAAAAGCAAUAUCAAAAAUUCAUUUUCAAGCUGUAGACAUAUUUCUUUCAGCACUGCAAAUAUACAGGACACCAGAGUGCAAGCAAACUGCACUUUCAAGAAUGACUCUGAUCCUCAGGAAGUUAACAAGGUUACUGUGUACCAUGAACUCAGAGACAAUACGGAUGGCAUCUCCAAGUUAGGAGCAUAUAAACUCGACAGCAACAGCCUCUACGUGAAUGAUUAUCAUGAAUCAGCACCUUCACCCACAGUGGCACCAAUUCCGAUCAAAAACCCCUUUGACUUUAACGUGACCUUCACUAUUACCAACUUGGCCUCAACAGAAAGUUUGCGAGAUCCCAAUUCACCAUUGUACAAAUCUGCAGCAAGUAUUGUUGCUUUGCAGCUGGACACAUUGUUUAACAGAAGCAAUGUCAAAAAAUCAUUCUCCAGCUGCAAAGUUCUCUCCCUCAGCCCAGAAAAUAUACAGGACACCAGAGUGUAUGCCAACUGCACUUUCAGAAAUGACUCUGAUCCUCAGAAAGUUAACAAGGUUAAUGUGUACCGUGUGAUCAGUCGCAAGACGGGCAGCAUCUCCACCUUAGGGACUUAUUUACUGGACAGUAACAGCCUCUUCGUGAAUGAUUACCAUGAAACCACUUCUAUGACCACAAUGGCACCCAUUCCGAAAAUAAACCCCUUUGAUUUUAAUGUGACCUUCACUAUAACUAACUUGGCCGCAACAACAAGUUUACAAGAUCCCAAUUCACCGUUGUACAAAUCUGCAGCAAGUAUUGUUGAUUUCCAGCUGAACGAACUGUUUGCUGCCAGUAAGCUCAAGACAUUCUCCAGCUGCAAAGUUCUCUCAUUCAGCCCAGAAAAUAUACAGGACACCAAAGUGUAUGCCAACUGCACUUUCAGAAAUGAUUCUGAUCCUCAGGAAGUUAACAGAAUUAAUGUGUACCGUGUGUUCAGUGGCAAGACGAGCACCAUCUCCAAAUUAGGGGCUUAUUUACUGGACAGAAACCGCCUCUUUGUGAAUGGUUACAAUGAACCCACAGCCUCAACCACACCUCCUCCAGCUCAGCCCACACAGCCCUUUGAUUUUAAUGUGACUUUUGUUAUAACUAACUUGCCCCCAACCAGAACUCUACUAAAUCCCAAUUCAGCAUUGCACAAAUCUGCAGCAAUGAUUGUUGCUUUGCAGCUGGACAGACUGUUUAAAAGCAGUAAAAUCAAAAAAUCAUUCACAAGCUGCACAGUACUCUCUUUCAGUUCAGCAAAUGUCCAGGAUUCCAGGGUGCAUGCAAACUGCACAUUCAGAAAUGAUUCUGAUCCUCUGGAAGUUAACAAGGUUACUGCAUACGGUGUGUUCAAAGAAAAGACGAAAGGCAUCACAUCUUUGAAAACAUAUUCAUUGGACAGUAGCAGUCUCUACGUGAAUGGUUACACUGAAGGAUCUGUACCAGACACUCAACCGAAUGGCGGAUCAGGGCGCUUGAAUUUUAAUGUCACAUUUACUAUAACAAAUUUUAUUACUCCAAACAACAUUAUCCAAUUGCUUGACACCUUGUAUCGCCAAAGCAAUCUAGCAGGAGCAUUCUCAAACUGUCACAGCCCAGAUUUCGGUCGCAGAGGCACAGGCGCUAGAAUUGAAGUCAUUUGUUCUUUCAAAAAUGAUCCAACUAUUGAUAAAGUUGAUGUCUACAAUGAAUUCAGGGAUAACACUGGGAAAAUCACUGAACUGGGACAAUUUUCAUUGAACGAAACUAGCCUCUAUGUAAAUGGUUAUCAAGAAGUGAAGCCAACUGCAGAAACAACUGCACCUGGACUUGCAGGCAGAGAAAAUGACUUGAAAUUUGGCCUUACUUUCACAAUAAUAAACAGAGAUUUUACUGCUGCACUUAAUGAUCAAAAUUCUCCUGAAUAUAAAAGCCUAGUUGCCGAACUUACUGCAAUGCUCACAGCAUUAUACCAAAACAGCUCGCUUAAGGACAAUUACCGCAUCUGUAAUGUUACAGGACUGAGAAUUGGAUCAAUUAUAUGCACUUGCCAGUGCUUCUUUGACCCAACUGCUACUAAUGAGUUAGUGACAGCAGACAAAGUGAAAACAGAAUUUGCCACUGGAACAAAUGGAACAGCCCUCCUCGGAAAUACCUUCCUGCUGAAAAUGGACAGUUUGUCAGUAGAGGCUGUAGGGUCUGUCCCUCCUGCUAACACAGAAAUACCAUUUUGGGGAAUCAUAAUUAUCGUGGUGGGCAUACUGGCCAUUCUAUUUCUCAUUUCUCUCGGCAGCUUGUGGGCACUGUUUUAUUUGAAAAAGAAGAAACAUGGAUCCUAUGACACAAUGCAAAAUCGUGCUGGAUUAUACUUUACACAUCAGAGAUUCCAAUAAGAAACAUUAAAGAUAAAUAACAACCAAGUCAAUAAUAGUGGAAUUUAAGCGGAAGAAAGCACACCAGUGUGAUUACAGUUAUAUUUAAUUAAAUUAAAACUUGAAAAUUGUGAAUGUAAAAUGAAUGCAAUGCAGUAGAACAUAUUCUCUGAGUUAUGUAGAUGUGAAGAAGGGCUUGUCUGUAAAAUCAAAUGAUUGAGAUGUUGUUGUAAUGUAAAGUGGCAGGCUUUCCUGCAUGAUUUGGACUUGCAGUGUACUUUGAAAGGUGCAUACAUCAGAAGACCUGACUACUACAGACAAUGAAGGCAACAUUCCUGGACGGACAUAUUUUGUCAAAAGGUUCCUCACACUUCUGACAAAUCAAGCAUGGACAUUAUAACUGUGACUGUGACGAGCCCCUUGAAACCUGGCCAAGAAGGGGAAUAGCUCUCAAGACAGGGUAAUACCCUUCUAAGUGACAAAAGUACAGACUGCAAGUGGGGCUCAGAGCAAAGAUGCAUGCAUUUUGCCACAGUGGCAAUUAAAGUAUUUAACUAAGCAUUAUUUUUAGAUUCCUCUGAAGCUAUGAUUGCCCCUCAAAUAUUCUGUAACGUAUCAAUAUAUUUUAUAAUUCAGAUUUGUCUGAAAUUGGCAAUUCAUUUUGUGCUGCUGAUUGAUUGACUGUUUUAGCUACCUGUAUAACAGAGAAGUAUCAAUUUUACUUAUCACUAAUUGUUCAGUUCUCUUUCUCCUUAAGAUCUAUUCAAACAAAAGAUUAUAAUUAAAAAUUGCCUACAUUUUGUGAGGAUAAAACUCUCCUUUCUGUAUUUUAUAGAAGGGAUGAAUACAUUCCACUUCAUGACAGAAUGCUCAGGCAAAGAUUAAGUCAAGUGAAAUGCAAUGAUAAAUUAUAAACAGAUUAAAGUUUGUAAGUUUUGAGUGUUUCUCCAAGUGCAUUAUUUGCACUCAUGUUUCAUUUACAGUCAGACAUUUUGGAUAGAAAUUUGAAAUCUGUUUUAACUCCGUUUCUGAAAAAAAAAAUCAAUGGAUACAAAUUUUCAAAGCACUGUACAACAUGUAUUCUCCAGUUUAUUGCAUAAAAGCGGGUAUAGAUUUCUCCAUAUUGUCUCAAAUUGUAAUGAGCUAUAAUCUAUUUUAACAAAUCUUUUGGAAAUGCACUUUGAUCGUAAUAUUAUUGUUGUGUUUAUGAUAGAAACAUUAUAUAUUUCUAAAAGUAAGCUAUUUUGAAAUUUAGAUACGAGUAUUUAUCAAAAUAUUAUUUUUCUGGGCCUAUUUUUCUUGUCAUAUAAUAAAUAGCAAGAAUAAAGUAAA
This is a messenger RNA of Leucoraja erinaceus (little skate), 14760 nucleotides long. Its product is annotated as mucin-16-like. The record is from RefSeq and is a predicted model, not a curated record. The coding region runs from base 1 to 13449 and encodes 4482 amino acids. NCBI's taxonomy places the organism in Eukaryota, Metazoa, Chordata, Chondrichthyes, Rajiformes, Rajidae. The transcript is spliced from 127 exons.